AUGGUAGUUUCUGAUUGCGUUUCAUCAAUUCGAAUAUAUUGUUCAGACCAACGUGUUUGUUUACACCCUCAGCCGGAUAUUUGGUGACAUUGCGCAGAAAGGAGGUUUAUAUUAUGCCUUUUACUUUCUGUUCGCCUUCACAUUGGUUCCAUCUAUCCCUUUUGUCGUUGCCAUGUCCUACAUAGCUUCGAAAGAUAAUGUGAGAGCCCUUUUGCAUCCUUUAAUUAGAGCUACUUGGUAUGAGAUCACUGGUUGAUUGUGAUAUUCAAUGCAUUGCAAGGUACACCUAUUUCUGUUUUUAUGAAUAAAACAUUUAAUUUCAAUUAUUCUGAAUAUCAUACGUCUCUUAAAGGUAAUACGUCACAGAGUGGGUUUCACGUUUAAGAACAUGAAAAUCACCUGCCUUCUCAAGCAAAUCACGGUGAUUCUUUGCCAGGGUAAUAAUAUAUAUUUUGCCGUUCUAGCGCACCUUUUCGACCAUCCUCAAUUUUCUGAAUGUACUCUUUCGCUAGACAUUUAACCUUUCCCCUUCCAUUUCCUUUUUGAUUGUAGCUACUACAUGUAGUCACACUUCUAUUUUUCACUUAUCUCUGUGCUUUUAAUUCCUCUUGUGAUUUUUUUGUAAUAAAGUUUUAUUCGACAGAAAAUACGUUCUCUAGAAUAAUAAAUCUCUAAUCAAUUGAGGAUAGAUCAGUUUCGCUGAACUGGCGCAGUUCCUUUUACAUGUGUUUCUUUAUUUUUAGGUUGAGUAAUGAUGUUUGCACAAAAAUUGUUUUUUUAAAUGAUAAAUUACGUUAAAUAACGAUGUUUUCCGAAUAACGAGUUCAGGCAUUGCGUAUUCCCGAUUUUCCGUCAAAUUCCAGCUGGAAUUUGAGUGGAUGGAGCGCACUUGCAUCGCCUCCCAAAUUGUGUCGGACAUUUACGUCAGAGUAAGAAUCACCGUGAGCUCUCUUCACUGAAACAAACCAGACUUGAGCAGUUUCCCGAAUGGAAGCCUAUCUUUUGCUUUUUGAUGACAACUCUUUGGCGAGUAAAUAUAAGUUUGCACCAGGACAAACUGAACUCAUUUUCAUCAAGACAAUAUUAGGUUUUGUGGACGUUAUCAGCAAUGUUUCGUUCGUUUUUCUUCUCAUAUUUCGAAGAUACAAGAAAAGCACAGAGAAAGUACAUGAUUAUCAUGAACCGAUAUUCCGUCAACUGUUUAUAAUUUCUGCUUUUAUCAUCAUCUAUCGAAACUUUCUAAACUUUCUAUCUUGGUUUUGUUCGCUUGAUUCAACGGUUGUGGCGAACAGCUAUAUUUUCAUGCUCAAUAUGAUAUUAAUGCUCUCAAGUUCUCUUCUUUUUUACCUAAAUGACUUUCUAAUCAAUAUUGUCCUUUUGCUUUCAUUUCUGGCUGCUUUCCAACGACUCUUGAUUGUGUAUUAUGCCGAAUACAAGUAUUUGGUCACUGGGUGAGAGCAUGGGUCGAUCGAAUACAAAAACCAUUUCAGAAAGUACUUGUACUGCUUAAUUCUGAUUGUCUGGUGCUUACCAAUGCACUAUUAUUGGCUAGCUUUGAGUGAGUUCCCCUAUCGUUCUGUACUUUUCACAGUGAAUUGACAGUGGAAUGUGGUGACGUCAUAAUUAAAACGCAAACCGAGUGCCCAAAUGUCUUCUACACUAUCCUCAUUUACAUUUAUCGUGCUAUUUUUUUGUUUGUGAUCUUCGCAACUAUGCUGAUAUACCGUCACUUUUACAAACUUCUCUCAAAGUUGACAGUUGUCGAAAACUAUCACAGACAUCGUUUGCUUUAUCAAUUCGUACCAAUUCACACUGUCCUUAUGGUAAGUCCUUAGUCGUUCAUAUGAUACUCAAAUAUAUUUAUCAGAUGAAUUUGCUCAUUUACACCCUCACUCUGAUAAUUGGUGACCUAGCACAGGAAGAUAAUUUAUAUGUUAUUUUUUACUUACUGUUCGCCUUCACAUUGGUUCCUGCCAUCCCAUUCGUCAUUGCCAUGUCCUACCUAGCUUCGAAAGAUAAUGUGAGAGCCCUUGUGGUGCCUAUUUUGCAAUCUACUUGGUAUGGAUGA
Molecule: messenger RNA, 2068 nt
Organism: Caenorhabditis sp. 36 PRJEB53466
Lineage: Eukaryota; Metazoa; Nematoda; Chromadorea; Rhabditida; Rhabditidae
Source: the annotation of a GenBank genome assembly